Molecule: messenger RNA, 1875 nt
Organism: Andrographis paniculata
Lineage: Eukaryota; Viridiplantae; Streptophyta; Magnoliopsida; Lamiales; Acanthaceae
Exons: 9
Coding region: 127-1860 (577 amino acids)
Cellular component (GO): plasma membrane; plasmodesma
Source: RefSeq, a predicted model, not a curated record
UCUCCCACUCAACAGAUACUUUCUGUUUCUUUCAAGCCAGUCUACGCUCGCUGCACUUAAGCUCCUUUUAGAAUAAACAAUUCAAAGCAUCCUUCUCCAUCCGUCCAUCUAACUCUGAUCCAAGUUAUGUCAAGCUUUCGUUCUCUGCGCAUCUCCAUCUUCACCACUAUUUUACUCGUUUCUUCUCCGUCGUCUACGUUCUCAUUUCGGGACGAGAUUCUUGUCCACCGUACAUCGGGAAAAUUAUUUGGGGGAGAUUGUGCGGCAGUUGUACCUUGGAGCAGAGCAGAACGGUUGUUAAUUGACGAUAUCAGUGAGCAACAGGUAAACUCCUCAUUUUCGUUGGCCGCAAAACGGACAUAUAGGAAAGAUCCUCUCAAUGAUUUCAAAAAGUACACGGGUGGCUGGAAUAUCAGCAAUCGCCAUUAUUGGGCUUCGGUGGCUUACACUGCUGUUCCUUUUUUCGUUAUCGCGGCAAUCUGGUUUGUGAUAUUUGGGCUCUGCUUAACUCUUAUCUGCUUCUACUACUGCUGUUGCCGAAGGGAGCCUUAUGGAUAUUCUCGCCUCGCUUAUGCACUCUCUCUAGUUUCCCUAAUUCUCUUCACCGUUGCCUCGAUCAUUGGGUGCGUGGUCUUAUACACUGGUCAGGGGAAAUAUCACAGCAGUACUAUAAAUACUUUGGAGUAUGUCGUACAGCAAGCGGAUGCUACCUCUGAGAGUCUGAACAAUGUGUCGGGAUAUCUUUCUUCGGCCAGGCAAAUCAAUGUGGAUCAAAUGUUUUUGCCUUCUAAUGUUCAAACAGACAUUGAUCAAAUUCAAAACAAGAUUAACUCUUCAGCUAGCACCCUUUCCAGUAAAACAGAAGGCAAUUCCAAAAAAAUCAAGAGUCUGAUUGAAAGCGUGAGGCUGGCCCUUAUCAUUCUCUCUGCGGGGAUGCUUCUUUUAACAUUUCUCGGGUUUGUGUUUUCAAUAUUUGGAAUGCAGUUUCUAGUGUACAUCUUGGUGAUUACUGGAUGGAUUCUUGUAACUGGGACAUUGGUACUAUGUGGCAUUUUUCUUCUACUUCACAAUGUAACUGGAGAUACCUGUGUGGCAAUGGAUCAAUGGGUUCAAAAUCCAACGGCUCAUACAGCACUAGAUGAUAUAUUGCCUUGUGUGGAUAAUGCUACUGCCCAAGAAACCUUAACAAAAAGCAAGGAAGUAACAUCCCAGUUGGUCACAUUAAUGAAUACAAUUGUCACUAAUGUCUCAAACAACAAUUUUCCCCCAAAUAGUGGACCAUUCUAUUUCAAUCAGUCUGGCCCGCUUGUGCCAACCCUCUGCAAUCCAUUCAAUUCUGAUCUGACAAAUAGAAUCUGUGCUCCAGGUGAAGUGACCCUGAGCAAUGCGACACAGGUAUGGAGCCGCUUUGUCUGUGAAACAUCGGGAAGCAGCAUCUGUGAAACAAUAGGUCGCCUGACGCCAGCCAUUUAUGGCCAGAUGGCUGCUGGUGUGAAUGUGAGCUAUGGUCUGUAUCGUUAUGGUCCAUUCCUUGUCAGUCUUGAAGAUUGUAGUUUUGUGAGAGAAACAUUCUCACAGAUAGAUGGAGCUUACUGUCCUGGGCUGAGAAGAUAUAGCAGAUGGAUUUACAUCGGACUGAUGAUGGUGGGUUCAGCAGUUAUGUUGUCACUGGUUUUCUGGGUGAUAUAUGGAAGAGAGAGGAGACACCGCGUGUACACAAAGGCCCACAUGCCACGAGGGGAGCAUGGUUUCGGAGCUUGCUUAAGCUUUGUCAAUGUUGAUAAUAUAUAUUAUUUUAUUAUUUUUUAUAUAAUUCGGGAUCAUUUUAAAAUAAAUUUAAUAUAUAUAAUUAAAAAAUAGAAUAUAUAUUUCAAU